ACCACAACCCAGUUCCUCGUGCUAGUGUAUUAACUUGAAUCUUCUCCUUCUUCACGUCGGCCAAUUCAACGAUGGGGACAAGGGGCUUGAUUAACCUGCCCACUUCUCUCUCGCCUCCAAGCGGUCGCUGCACCUCGUCCGUGUCCGGCCUACCAUGCGGGGUGCUCCCGGUGCGAUGGAGCAGAUCUCCCCGGCCGACCGCCGCCAGAGGGGCCAAGAACAGGCAGCUGCUAGAAGUCGGAGAAAGUGCUGCGGGCAUGCAAAACCAGCUGUUAGGAUUAGUGAAUGGCAUGGAGAAGAAGAAGGCUAGGGAGACUAGAACAAAGCAGCAGCUCCAGGCACCAUCUUCCGACAACGCGGCAGGGGUGGCUACGGCGGCGCCCUUGCCUGGCUCCCCUGAGAUCCAAUGCUUCCCAACGACUGCGAAGACCAUACAUCGACAACUUUCCACGGUGGAUGUCCUCGAAAAGAUCGGAAUAUCUCGGCAUUUUGCCGCUCAGAUCAAGAGUAUCCUUGAAUUCACUUACAGCCGCUGGUUGCAGAGAGAUGAGGAGAUCAUGCUGGACACGGAGACAUGUGCCAUGGCAUUUCGUAUCCUACGGAUGAACGGAUACGACGUCUCAUCUGAUGGCCUAUCACAUCUUACCGAAGCAUCCGUUGAUCUGAAUGACACGAGAUCUUUGUUAGAACUAUACAAGGUUUCGCAACUCAGUACCUCGAAAGACGAGUUGAUUCUGGACAUUAUAGGAUUCUGGUCAGGUCGCCUACUGAAGGAACAGCUGAGCUCCAGUAAGGCACAAAGAACCCCACUUCUGAGAGAGGUGCGACAUGCUCUUCAUAGCCCCUUCUACACCACGUUGGACCGUCUAGAGCAUAAGAUGAACAUCGAAGAAUUUGACUUUCUGGGGCAUCAGAUGCUAUACUUCAGGCCUUGGCAAAGAAAUCAGGACCUUCUAGCCUUGGGUGUCAUGGAUUUCAAUACAAGUCAACUUGUGUACCAACAAGAACUUCAACAUCUAGAGAGUUGGGUGAAAGAGAGAAGGUUAAACCAGUUACCUUUUGCACGACAAAAGUUGGCCUAUUUCUACCUGUCUGCCGCCGGCACCAUGUUUCCUGGAGAGUUAUCUGAUGCUCGCAUUCUAUGGGCCAAGAACGGUGCUCUUACGACGGUGGUUGACGACUUCUUCGACGCUGGGGGGUCAAAAGAAGAAUUAGAGAAUCUCACAACAUUAGUUGAGAUGUGGGAUAGGCACGACGAAAUACAGUACUACUCCAAACAUGUAGAGAUUGUUUUUUCUGCAAUCUACAGCUCGGUGAACCAGCUUGGAGCAAAGGCUUCGGCGGUGCAGGGCCGCAAUGUCACCAAGCACUUUGUAGACAUAUGGCAAGAUUUGUUGAGAAAUAUGAUGACCGAGGUGGAGUGGAGGGAGACCAGAUACAUUCCAAGACCAGAGGAGUACAUGGAGAAUGCAGUUGUGACAUUUGCACUGGGCCCCGUUGUGCUCCCAGCACUAUACUUUAUUGGGCCAAAAAUUACGGAGUAUACCGUCGGAGAUACUGAGUAUAAGGAGCUAUUCAGACUAAUGAGCACUUGUGGACGCCUCUUGAACGAUGUCCAAACUUACGAGAGGGAGUACAUGGAUGGUAAAAUAAAUAGCGUAUCUCUGCUCGUUCAUCAUAGUGGUGGAUCGAUGACCAUACCAGAGGCCAGGGAAGAGUUACAGGAGCCCAUAGAGAAUUGCAGGAGAGACCUGUUAAGGUUGGUGCUCAAACAAGACAGCGCCGUGCCUAGACAAUGCAAGGAGUUGUUCUGGAAAAUGUGCAAGACAUGCUACUUUUUCUACUACAAAGGAGACGCGUUCAGCUCAGCAGAGAAGGCUGGUGCUGUGGACGCGGUGAUCCAUGAGCCGCUCCAGCUCCCCAUGGAUCUACUACUCCCUGGUCUCGACUUGUCCUCUUUGUGUGUGUGAGAAAAAAUUGAUUCAGUAUUAAUUAUUCUCACUUGUAUAUAAUCAUUGAUACAUGUUUGCUUUGGUGCACUUUUUUUUUAUAGAAAAACUGGCACUUUGCCACUGGCAAAUGCCAGGGCGUCAUCGUUACUGUGUGGAAAGUUUCAAGUACUUGUUCUUAUUUCAUGUA
Molecule: messenger RNA, 2139 nt
Organism: Hordeum vulgare subsp. vulgare (domesticated barley)
Lineage: Eukaryota; Viridiplantae; Streptophyta; Magnoliopsida; Poales; Poaceae
Product: acyclic sesquiterpene synthase-like
Exons: 11
Coding region: 72-1970 (632 amino acids)
Biological process (GO): diterpenoid biosynthetic process
Molecular function (GO): terpene synthase activity; magnesium ion binding
Source: RefSeq, a predicted model, not a curated record